AUUUUUGAACAAGGUUAAUAGAUAAGAGCUCUUCUGGUUCAUUUUGUGGUGAAUUUUUUGCAUUCGUAGAAAUAUACGUAACGGCCGUUUUGUGAUAAAUCAAGUGUGAUCUGUUUUGCAUAUUCAGUCAAUAUAGUCAACUCUAAAUAACUAAACUGUCGAAUAACUGAACUUUCGACCCGAAUCGAACUCUUCAAAAAUCUGCAAGAAACAACGAUUUUAUAACUUUUAUGACACAAUACCGCUUGUUUCUAUUGUUAGCCGUAUUCACACCUUCAGCUCAAGGAAAAGCAGUUAACUGCGCAAAGAAUCACAAGAGUUCUUGUCCCCAAAGUACUUUCACCACGGUCCAGGAGGGCGACCUAUGGAAGUGUCCGAACGGCUGGCUCAAGACCAAUUUUACGUCAGAAAGAUGGGAUUUUACUCUGAAUCCGGUGGACACAAGUAACUUAACUGCCGAAGUCACGUUUGAGAAUAACAUCACAUCAAUAAACCUGUGCUCCGUUACACCAAAGAAAGCUGACAACAAGAAUAAUCAGUGGCCCAGUGGAGGGUACUGUGUUCCAUCACCCACCAACAAAAAAUGCCCCUCGGACAUGGUUCGUGUAAACGCUACUGUCACAGCUGAUGGAAGAUAUUUCAAAUGUUCAGACGCAAAGCCCUCGCCCAUGUCUAAGUGUGGAAAUGGAACGUUUGAUAUCAACGCUUGUUGUCCAAAGAAUAUGUCCACCACGGAAAACUACCUCGACGUGCCCAUGUACGACAUUGCAGCUUUUUAUCUCCUCAAAACAAAUUCCUCCUGUCCCCAGCUAUACUCUUUCAUAUCCUCCGAGGAAUCUGUCUUCAUUGACCGAGCUAACAUAUCUCAAGGUCCGGGAGAAUAUUUCGCCAACACUACCAACGGAACUUUGAAGAUUACGUUCUGCAGAUACGCAAAUGUUAAGUGCCAAAAGAAUGCAGUGGAGGAGCCGUUUGAACAAUAUUUGUUAGAAGAUGCAUGUGGGCGGUUCGAAACUCCGGGUUGUAAAGGAGCAAACAAAGUUCAACCAGGCAAUAAAGAUGGCACCUUCGAUAGAUACUGUCUGCCGAAUGGAAACUACUUCUCUGAAUCUUUUUGUGGAGCUCAAUGCCCAGCUCCACCGUCAAUUAAAAACGGCACCAUCAGCCCCAAUACCAAUUCUAGUUUGGUGGAAGUUACCGUACAGUGUAAUGAUGGGUGUUAUGUUGAGGGUCCCAGUUCAUCUACAUGUCAGAGAAACGGAACCUGGAGUGUUAACUUGGCCAACAGUUCCUGCAAAUACGCUGAGUGCAAGAAAUCUGAUCUGCCGCAGAAGGGCGUCACCAAAUGGAAAUCUGACGCCACUAGCAGUCCAUUCGUUUACGGUCACAACGUAACAUUCUUCUGUGACAGGGCUGGACCUACGUCGUGCUACUAUUUGGGAGUUUUAGCAAAGAACGUAUCAGCAACCUGUCAAGCAAACGGAACAUGGAACUACGUGCCAAAAUGCAAAGUGGGAAGAAACUGUGUAGUACCGGGGAACACGACCACAGCCACACACUUGAACAGUAAAACUAAACUGAGGUGUGAGAGCACGGUGGAGUAUACCUGUAACCCUCACAGACUUAGUCUCGCAGAUAAGAUGACGUUGACAUGUCGAUCUGACGGGACAUUUGACGUGGAUCCUCCUAACUGCACGACAGUUUACUGUGACAAUCCUGCUCUGAAUAUCACUCACGGCGAGGUGGAGCACAUAGCUGAGAACGGGACCGUAGCAGGGAAGUUUCUAGAAAAGGACAUUCUGAGGUACGACUGUGAUCCCAUGUACAGGUUGGUGGGUGACGAGGUGAUUGCAUGCGGUGAUGAUGGGAGUUGGAACGGAACUACUGAUUCCCACUGUGAACUGAUUGUGUGCCCGAUGGCACCUCUGAAGAUCCCGCAUGGUGCCCGUAUAGACGGUAUCCAGAACCAGACUGUAUACCACCUGGGAGACGAGGUGGAAUACCAGUGUGAACAGGGUGAUGAAUACAACCUGAACUACUCUGAUCCUAUAUCCUGCACUAACGAUGGAACGUGGAAUCCUUACAUUCCUUCUUGUAACCUAGUAUCGUGCGACCAGCCACCGACAGUGUUUCACAGUAUAACAGAACCGGGACCCUUCCCACUACACAGCAACUACAGUUACACUUGUGAGAAGGGUUACAAGGUAUCUGCGGAGAGUGGGGUUCUGACUUGUGAGAUUAAAGAUGGGGUUUUGGGGUGGCAGGGGACACCGCCUACUUGUAGUCUUGUACAAUGUGGAGAACUCCCAGAAAUGACGAACGGUAACUACACCACUGAAGUAAACAAAUCAGUCACCCUGUACCCCUACAACACUCAAUAUCAGUACACUUGCGAGGAGGGGUACAACGCUACUCUUAUCUACUCUACUAACUGCAGUGAUACUGGUGACUGGGCCCCUGCUCCUGGAUGUCUUCCGGUUCAGUGCAGGAGACCAGAUGUUGCUUACGUGCAAGUUAACGACUCCAGACCUUUGUUUGACUACCACAAUGUCGUCAAUAUCAGAUGUGAUACUAGUAGAGUCUUCCAGCCUCCACAGGACCUUCUUUGUGCCGAAGAUGGAAUAUGGAAAGUGAUAACUGAUUCUGAAAACAAAGAGAUUAUAUCCUGUCAUGAGCCAGUACACAGCCACGAGAACAAGUGGACGUUUGUUGGGGUGGGAGGAGCAAUGUUCCUGGUUCUGGUACUCCUCCUCAUUGUGUUCGUGAUCAAGAAGAAAAGGAGAGAUAACAUGAUGCCAUCUCCUUACCACGACAAACAACGAUUCUCGGUGAAUCCAGCUUACAGAUCAGAUGAAAAUGAGCUGACAGGCUUCAAUAAUCCAACAUACGAGGAUAACGAACCAGAAUCGUUCCGGAUUGACAGAACAGCGUCAAAAGGCAGCCGUCUGGUGCUGAGAGCUGAGAACGCUAACGAACCUCAACAGUACGAUACCCUGAGAGGGAUACGAUCUGGAGGUGGAGGGUCGGUUAUCGAGGAACCUGUUGAGGGAACCUACAAUACUCUCAGUCAGUUGAAAGACCAAGAAUUAAUAUGUGAAGAAGAGGAAGACGACCCAGAAGAUCUGUACAACGUCCCAGUUCGGAAUAACACUACAACGGCAAAGAACCACUACUCAUCCGACCCCUCGUCACCAUUCCAAGAUAUAACUGUUGACUCAGAUGAUUACGGGGAUGAAGAAGAUGUUUACAAUGUCCCAACUUUGGGCAGGGGGGUAGGAAUGGUGGAGGUUAAUGACCUGUAUAACAGUGUGGAAGCUGCUCAGAUAUGUGGAACACCCUUAGAAACUGACUUUGACAAUAUCAUCUAUGAUAAUAUCUGAUGACAUAACAUGGAAUAUUAUUGCAGGAGAUUGGGAUUAUUCCAUUUAUUAUACUACUUACUUCAGAUAUCAGUUCCUGGACAAAUUUGAAUUAUAUUUAGAGAUUUAGUUUAAGAUUAUAUUUUAGACUUCAGUACAAGUUUUUACCUGAAUUUUUUGUCUCAAUGUGACGAACGUUUCGAUUUUGUUUGUUUUUAUGUUUGAAUGUUUGUCAGGGUAUGAUAAUCCGGAUAUUUGUGCUAAUUUGUAAUCUCUGUGAGAGACUGAAUACCGAUAUCCUUUAUUUAAUCAGACCCCACGGCAAAGUGAAAGUUAAAGUGAAAUGUUAA
Messenger RNA from Bolinopsis microptera, 3709 nucleotides. RefSeq names its product sushi, von Willebrand factor type A, EGF and pentraxin domain-containing protein 1-like. The coding region runs from base 231 to 3380 and encodes 1049 amino acids. Lineage: Eukaryota; Metazoa; Ctenophora; Tentaculata; Lobata; Bolinopsidae. The record is from RefSeq and is a predicted model, not a curated record. The transcript is spliced from 23 exons.